AAUUUAAUUUAGUUAUGUAAUAAUUCAAGUGCCAUCGUGUAGUGAAAUGAUAAUUGUUAAACAAGAUGCCUUCCUCGUUGCUAUUUGCCCUGAACACCGAAGGACGGAUUUAUGCACUUUCCACUUCUGGUUCAGUCUGGCGUGAAUUUUUAUAUCUGGGAUUAGAAUUCAAAAGACUUUCGGCUGUGCCGCAUUUUCUGUGGGCUGUGGGAGUCGAUAGACAGGUCUAUGUUCAUGUCCAUGGAUUGGAUGUACCUAUAAGAGUAAAGGAGGAGACUUAUGAAAAUGAGCGAUGGUUGCCCCUGGAAGGCUUCAGCAGUCGUCUGCUUCCAACCGAUAGGUACCAUUUCAGUUCUGUUGAUGGACUUGUUGAUCGCUCCAUUGAUCAAAUCCGUUUGCCUUCGAUGGCAUGGCAGUGGGAAGGAGAUUGGUAUAUUGAUACAACAUUAGAUGGACAACCUCUUGAACAUGAUGGUUGGACUUACGCAGUAGAUUUUCCAGCACAGUUUGGACCAAGAAAACAAUGGUCAUCGUGUGUUCGAAGAAGAAAGUGGUGCAGGAGAAGGAGAUACAGUGCUAUGGGUGCUUGGUGUGCUGUGGCACCUUUGCAUAGAGAUCCGACACAGGAGCCCUUUAUAGAUGUUUGCAUUGGUGGUACAGAAUUAGAAGGUGCUGCACCAGGAACUUUGCUCGUUUGGGCUGUCACUGCACAAGGAAGGGUAAUGUUCAGAAGUGGUGUAUCUGCUACUUUACCAGAAGGAAGACGAUGGACUUGUGUAGCUACACCAGCAGGUUCUGAGGCUACCAGAGUCAGCGUUGGCAGUACUGGACUGGUAUGGGCCGCUUUGUGGUCUGGAAGAGCUUUGGCCAGGGGCGGAGUUACAAGGGAUGCUCCCAUGGGUGAAACCUGGUUAGAAGUGAAACCUCCUGGUGAGGGUUUGAAAAUCACACAAGUAGCUGUUGGUUCAAAUUCUGUUUGGUGUUUGACCUCUGAUAAAAGAGUUUGGUUUCGAAAAGGAAUUUCUCCUGGUGGCGGUGAAGAGGGUGCUGUCGGGGCGGGAUGGGUCGAGAUGGUUGGCUCAAUGUCACAAAUAUCAGUCGCUAGUAACGAUCAGGUUUGGGGUAUCGGAAGCGAAGACAGAUGUCUGUAUUUUCGAUCUGGUGUAAGUGCUACAGAUGCAACUGGUAAAAAAUGGAGAUGUGUCCAGGCCAAACUUCCAAUGAGCAGAACACAGAGCAUGGCAUCUUUAGGUAAAAAUAAAACACUAGAAGAACCUCAUGAUAAUUUUCAUAUUGAAAGGCAAAAAGUAAUAUUCUUGCUUGCAAGCAAUAAUAGCAGACGUAGUGUUUCAGGAAGUCCUCGAGAUAAGAAACACCACAGCUUAAUGCAAUUGAAUAGGACCAACACCCUAGGUAGUACUCCUGAGCAACAUGCUGCAUUCUCAUUGCAAUUAAAUGAUCUCGAAGAGACUUCUCAUUCAGCACCUACUGAACAUUUAUUAUUACAUGAAAAUGUUGAAAAUCAAGAUAAACAAAAGUGUCAGACGAAUCAACAAACUAAUAAUAUCAGGAAAAAUACUGCUAGGCCAAGUUCAAUGGUUGAGGAAUUUUCUGUGACUGCAAAACAUUUUGAAACACAAUUGAAAAACCCACGAGCUUGGAGUCCUGUCAGAAGUGUUGGUUCAAUGGUUGGUACUGAAGCAAGUGCAGAUGCCGACGUGAGUGUCUUCGAUGCAGACUCUUGUGACACAAACAGUUAUGCAGGAGGAGUUCCAGGUGAUGAGGACGACUGGGCUUCUAUGUGUUGGGGCGAAGGCGGUGUCCAGGAGACUCCUGCAUGCUGGGAUGGAGUAGCUGCUGGAGCCUGCAUGGUUGAUCCUGCUCAUCUACCAAACUGGUUUAUGGAGUCGUCGUCUUCUCUUCCCCAAGUCGAGUUAACCCAACAGUGGCGCCUGGAUAUCUUAAACUCCUUAAAACAACUCAAUGCAACAGUUGAUUCCACUGAUCCCAAAUGGGAACAUUAUGAAAAUGCUGCUGAAGGAGGCUCCUGGACCAAAACUGGUGAAGCCAGGUGCUGCCUAAAAGAUGACAACAUGUUUGCUGACUGUUUGUUGGAGUUGGAGUGGUUUGGAGACAGCACUUUGGACAGUGGUAGUUUGACAAUACUGAAUGCUGAUGGAGCCACAACAAUGAUUCAAAUCAGUCUAUCGGAUGUUUGUUGUGUUUGGUGCUGCAGUGAAGCUGGUUCCCCGCGUAUUGCUUUGCAGGCUCCAAGAUCUUUGGGACAUGGAGCACCUUCAAAUAAACAUUCACCACCUCCUGUAGUCUUGCAGUUUUCGGGAGAUGCUGAUAUGGAAGACUGGCUUGCAUAUCUUACAUCAGUUUGUUGUCAAAUGAACGAAGCCAGUGGCGGUUCUGGUCCUCGAUCCUUGUGGCUGACGACCAGAUUGGGCGAUGUCUUCAACUUUGACCCGGAGCCCUUGGCCAAACAACAGAAGUCUCUGGCGGAGUCCCUUCGAGAACAAAGACUUGUACCAAAAUCUGUGGAAUCGGUGAAGAAGGAUCUAGACAAUAUGAAUAUUAAUGUUAAUGAAGCGUUGCUGAAGAGCGAACAGGAAGAUGGAAUGAUUAAAGCAAGUGAGGAAAAUAAAGAUACCAAAGAAACUCCUACCACAGAUCUUAAUGUGACCAAAGGGGCUCCCAGAUAUGCCAUCUGCGUUGAUCUCCAGGCAGUUGAUGCCCCUUACGAGAUGGAUUUGAAUGCCUCCUUUCCUGUUGGUACGGAACUUAGUGUUCACGGUAACGUUUUGGACGAAUCAGAAAGAUUUACAGUGGAUUUAAGAUGCCACGAAGUCGUCACGAUAAAGCACAAGGCUGAAAGACAGAUGAGAGACAUUCCAUUCCACCUAAGUGUUCGGUUUGCUGAAGACAUCCUAGUUUUAAAUUCAAUGAGAGACAACAAUUGGCUCGAAGAAGUUAGAUACGAAGACUUUCCAUUCUUCAAAGGCGGAGACUUCACUUUGAAUAUUAAAUGUGAAGAGAAGUGCUUUGUUAUAAGUGUCGAUACAAAAGUCUUUGCAAAGUAUGUGCAUAGACUUCCUCCGGAGAGUGUCAGCCGACUGAAGAUUGGGGGGACAGUGAGGCUGUUCAAGAUUACUUAUGAAACUAACGAGAUAAUCGUCCCAAUGCAAGAAAUGUUCUGUCGUCAAAUGGGUGGUCACCUGAGGCGUGUAGAGGCUGCCCCAGGACCCAAAGAUGCAACAGGACCACCUUUAGCUUGGGGAGUGGCAUACGAUCGAACACCCUGGAUUUACACUGGUGGAUGGGGUGGACAUUUUCUUAAAGGUCUCGAGCCUGGCACAGGUGGUGCCAUCAACCCCAUGUCUGAUACUCAGACUUAUUUUGUGUACGAGAACCAAAGGUGGAAUCCUCUCAGUGGAUUUACAGCAAAGGGGUUACCUACUGAUAGAUAUAUGUGGAGUGAUGUUACCGGAAAGUUAAAACGAUCGAAGGAGCAUACCAGAUUACCAUCUGUCCGAUGGCAAUGGGUGUCAGAUUGGCUCGUGGACCAUCAAUGGAGUGGUUGCUCUGACGGGACAACUCUUGAAAUGCUAACAUCUGGUGGAGGAGGCGUAGAUUCUGCAGGAUGGCGUUACGCUCCUGAUUUUCCAGCCAGGAGGUAUCAUCCUCAAAAAUCCUUUGCUGACUGUGUAAGACGUAGAAGGUGGUGUAGAAGAGCAAGACUUGUAUCUGCAAGUGGCCCCUGGAGGGAGCUCGGUGGAAGUGGUGAAGUCAAAGUGUUAGACGUAACAAUCAGAGUUAAUAAAAAGGAUGACUCGAUACACAUCUGGGCUGUGUCCGCAAAUGGUCAUGCUUUGUACAGGAGAGGGGUCACUAGGAGCACCCCAGGGGGUACCUCGUGGGAGCAUGUUGUAAGCGAGCAGCCACUCUGCGCCAUUACUUGUGACACCAAAUUAGCCGUAUGGGCUGCUGGUACUGAUGGAUGUGUUUAUCGAAGACAGGGUGCUGACACAAUAAAUCCUUUAGGCAGUACUUGGCAAGCACUAGAACCCCCAAAGGGAUCUCAUGUCAAAUCCUUAAGUGCAGGAGCUCCAUGGUGUAUUUGGGCUUUGGAUGCUCGGGGUGGACUUUUUGUUCGUUAUGGAAUCAGUAGAUAUCAAAAUCAAGCAGGGAAUGAAUGGAGAUCAGUGUCUGUGCAUGAGUUGGAAGAUAACUCCAAAGACAAUGGUGCAACUCCAGUAGGAUUCCGUAGUGUCAGUGUGGGAGCUGAGCACGACGUGUGGGGUGUCAUAGGUGCUGGGGUGCUCUGCAGACGAGUUGGAGUCUCCAUAGAGAAUCCUGCAGGGACCGGAUGGAAUGUAGGAGCUGCUGGAAAUUGGCAGCAUGUGUGCGCAAGAGGACUCAAAUAAUAGUAAGGAGAAACGGUAAUCGCCGAGCGGCAGUGGCAAUAUAAAAUCCACGUAGGUUCCACAUAUAUGUCAC
Molecule: messenger RNA, 4503 nt
Organism: Ctenocephalides felis (cat flea)
Lineage: Eukaryota; Metazoa; Arthropoda; Insecta; Siphonaptera; Pulicidae
Product: tectonin beta-propeller repeat-containing protein-like
Cellular component (GO): membrane
Molecular function (GO): carbohydrate binding
Source: RefSeq, a predicted model, not a curated record